GCAUCGAAGUGCAUGUACCUAAUUCGCCUGUGUAUUAGCAGCCAACGGCCAUCAGAACAGUCAGUUUUUCAUACCUUCACUUGGCCGUGGAAAAGUGCGUCGUGCGCAUCGUUUCUAAUUGAAAAUUGAAUUUCUGUGAUUUGAUUAUAUUGAUAGAAAGAUCGUCAUGGGUCACCAGGAACCAAAAGUGUACAUUUCGGACAAACUGCCGGAUUCGCUGCGCAAAUCGAUGCAACUCUUCCAGGCUAAGAACGAGCUGCCAGUUUUCCUGAAAGGGGGUCCAGCGGACAAAGUACUGUACUUGACCACCGUGGCUCUGUGCGGUGUCGGAAUUCUGGGUAUCGUUCGCGUCAUCUACACGAUGGGCUUUGCCAAGAAGAAGGCCGACUAAACCGUGGUAUGUGAUAUCUUGUUAAUAAACAGUGCAAUUGAGUAAUAAAAACGUGAAUAUUCGUUGCGAAAUAAAUAUUUAAAAUCAAA
This is a messenger RNA of Aedes albopictus (Asian tiger mosquito), 480 nucleotides long. RefSeq names its product cytochrome c oxidase subunit 7A1, mitochondrial (gene COX7AL2). NCBI's taxonomy places the organism in Eukaryota, Metazoa, Arthropoda, Insecta, Diptera, Culicidae. The record is from RefSeq and is a predicted model, not a curated record. Bases 167 to 391 code for a protein of 74 amino acids. The transcript is spliced from 3 exons. Gene Ontology annotation, biological process: mitochondrial electron transport, cytochrome c to oxygen; regulation of oxidative phosphorylation; mitochondrial respirasome assembly.